GGGCAGCCGAAGCCGGGCUUGUCCGGGCAAGCAGCCGCGGCGGCCGGCAAGGACUCCACGUGUAGGCCGGGGAAACGCGGCAGGGUCUUCAGCACGCUGCCCCGUUGGAAGAUAGCCUCCAGGGCUCCUCUCGCCCCUCGCUGCGAGCUGCCUGGCAUGGUGCUGGGAGAAGCCCCUGAGUCUACUCAGUGUCCACCCCUCUCCGGCCUGAAUUCCAAGGAUGUGGUUCGGAAGAGACACAAGAGGAAAAGCCGGCAGCACCAGCGGUUCAUGGCCCGCAAAGCCUUGCUACGGGAGCAGGAGCAGUUGAGCAUGGCUCCAGGGCCAGGCUCCAGCCCUCUGGCCUCCCCGUCACAGACACCAGCGGACACGGAGGCUUCAGGCAGCAGAAGGCAGCGCCCCAAGGCCAGAUCCGGCCGUGGUGGCCCAUGCAGGAAAAGGCCUGUCCCCAGAGAAGCCCCAAGGCCUGGGCCCAGCAAGUGUGUCGCCAUUGACUGUGAGAUGGUUGGUACAGGCCCCUGUGGGCGGGUGAGUGAGCUGGCCCGCUGCUCUGUGGUGAGUUACAGCGGAGAUGUUCUCUACGACAAGUACGUCCGGCCUGAGAUGCCCAUCGUGGACUAUCGCACCCGCUGGAGCGGCAUUACCCGCCAGCACAUGCGCAAGGCCAUCCCCUUUCAGGUGGCCCAGAAAGAGAUCCUGAAGCUCCUGAAGGGCAAGGUGGUAGUGGGGCAUGCACUCCAUAAUGACUUCCAGGCCCUCAAGUAUGUUCAUCCUCGGAGCCAGACCCAGGAUACCACCUACGUCCCAAACCUGCUCAGCCAGCCCAGCUUCCACACCCGAGCUCGGGUCUCUCUUAAGGACCUGGCCCUGCACCUGCUGCACAAGAAGAUCCAGGUAGGUCAUCAGGGACACUCGUCUGUGGAAGAUGCCAUGACAGCCAUGGAGCUCUACCAGCUGGUGGAGGUGCAGUGGGAAGAAGAAGAGGCCAGUAACGCCAAGGCCCAUCCUGAGGACAGGGGCCCCGACAGCAGCACUGAUGUGGAGCAGUUCAUGGAGGACCAGUACUGGCCUGACGAGCUGACCCAGAGCACCAGUGGAGAAAUGAUGCGGGAGGCCCAGGAAGGGAGGGAGUGAGAGGAAGGAGCAGGCGAUGGCACAUGGGGCAGGGAGCAGCCUGGUAGACAGGGGCAGAGCACUUACCUGUCCACACGCUGGUUCACAGCCCCACCUCCUGCUUCUAAGGGAUGCUAAUGACACUAGGCAGACCUUGUCCUAGUGCCCAGCGGGUACAGGGAAAGUGUUGAAGGACCUUCCAAGGCUGUCACUGGCUCCCUGAGCCAAGACUUCGGGGUCAGUGCUGUGCUGCUCUGGGGUAAAGCGUCUCCCCCGGGAGUGGUGGAUGCAGUCUGUCCUGGAGCUCCGUCUCCCCCUCUGGCAGGGUGAAGUUCAGUUGUUCUUGCCACCUCUGUUCUUCCACAGAUGUGUUCAGGAUCACCGUAACCUAGAGUUAGGUCCUUUAAAGAAGACGUGUCCCUGUCUGCAGUAGGACAAACGUUUUUGUUUUCAGGUGUGUUACUGUUGUUUAUGUUGCAUUUGUUUAACUCUGUGAGGCUGUGUUACUGUGUCUGUCUAAAAAACCUGAUGGUCUGAUAAA
This is a messenger RNA of Peromyscus leucopus (white-footed mouse), 1654 nucleotides long. It is a transcript of the gene Aen, whose product is annotated as apoptosis enhancing nuclease. Gene Ontology annotation, cellular component: nucleus. The coding region runs from base 157 to 1134 and encodes 325 amino acids. NCBI's taxonomy places the organism in Eukaryota, Metazoa, Chordata, Mammalia, Rodentia, Cricetidae. The record is from RefSeq and is a predicted model, not a curated record. Gene Ontology annotation, molecular function: nucleic acid binding; exonuclease activity. The transcript has 4 exons.